AUGCCCACCGCCGAACCGCAGCCGCCACCCUUCCAAACGGCGCUCCUGGCCGGCGCGCUGGCCGGCACGACGGUCGACCUCUCGCUCUUCCCGCUCGACACGCUCAAGACGCGGCUGCAGUCCUCGCAGGGCUUCUUCGCCGCCGGCGGCUUCCGCGGCAUCUACCGCGGCGUGGGCUCGGCGCUGGUCGGCUCGGCCCCCGGCGCCGCCUUCUUCUUCUGCACCUACGAAGCGACCAAGUCGUUCCUCUCCUCCACCACCUUCCCUUCCUCCUCCUCCGCCGCCGCCGGCACCAUCCUCCCGUCCCUCUCCUCCUCCACCCCGCAGUCCCGCGCAGCCGAGCACAUGCUCGCCGCGUCGCUGGGCGAGAUCGCCGCGUGCGCCGUGCGCGUGCCGACCGAGGUGGUCAAGCAGCGCGCGCAGGCGGGCCAGCACGGGGGCUCGUCGUGGGCCGCGCUGCGGCACAUUCUGGAGCAGCGGCGGCAGGCCGGGGUCGGGCUGAUAGGUGUGGCCCGCGAGCUGUACCGCGGCUGGGGCAUCACGGUGAUGCGCGAGGUGCCCUUCACCGUGCUGCAGUUCCCGCUGUGGGAGGCGCUCAAGGCGUGGGGCCGCGAGCGGCGCGCGCGCACCGGCAGGGGCAUGUUUGGGGAUGUGGGCGCCGCCGAGUCGGCGCUGUACGGCAGCAUCUCGGGCGGGGUGGCGGCUGCUGUGACAACGCCGCUGGAUGUGCUCAAGACCAGGGUCAUGCUCAGCGCGCGGCGGGAGAGCAUGGCGAGCAUCGUGCGGACAAUCCUGAAGGAGAACGGGAUCCGGCCCUUUUUUGCGGGCAUCGGGCCGCGGGUCAUGUGGAUCAGCGCGGGCGGCGCGAUCUUCCUCGGGAGCUACCAGUGGGCGGUCAAUGCCCUGGAGAAGCAGAGGAUACCAGCAUGA
Molecule: messenger RNA, 930 nt
Organism: Thermothielavioides terrestris NRRL 8126
Lineage: Eukaryota; Fungi; Ascomycota; Sordariomycetes; Sordariales; Chaetomiaceae
Exons: 2
Coding region: 1-930 (309 amino acids)
Cellular component (GO): mitochondrial inner membrane
Molecular function (GO): S-adenosyl-L-methionine transmembrane transporter activity
Source: RefSeq, a predicted model, not a curated record